Molecule: messenger RNA, 1123 nt
Organism: Poecilia latipinna (sailfin molly)
Lineage: Eukaryota; Metazoa; Chordata; Actinopteri; Cyprinodontiformes; Poeciliidae
Product: DNA damage-inducible transcript 4 protein-like
Exons: 2
Coding region: 92-766 (224 amino acids)
Biological process (GO): apoptotic process; negative regulation of TOR signaling; response to hypoxia
Cellular component (GO): cytoplasm
Molecular function (GO): 14-3-3 protein binding
Source: RefSeq, a predicted model, not a curated record
UGUUUUUGCUCUUGUGUCCAAUCAAAGCGCCGCACUUUGACCCCACCCCCCCACCCUUUGUUCUUUUGGAAAUAAGGCAUUUGUUGUAUAAAUGUCUUUUUCUUGCAACCAAUCUCUCGAUGGCAGUUUUCCUCCGUCCCCAGCGGAGGGUAGGAGCUCCCAGAGGCUGUCCUGGAGCAACCUGCUGCAGAAGCUGGCUGAGCUGAAGGGGCUCAAUCAGAGGGCCUCAGCAGAUCAGUACUGCAGGAGUGAAACCGGAUCUGUGGCGGACCUAUCCCUGUCGGAGUCCGACAGUAGCUUCUUCUGUUACCCCCUCGAGGAGACCUUGGCUGCAGAGGUGGUGGGCACAAUCACACAAAGCCUUAACAACGGGUCACCCGUCCUGUGCUGCUCCAAACUCAUCCUACCUGACCGUCUAAUGUACAACAUCAGCCGAGAGCUGCUCCAUCUGGCCGUCAACGAGCCCUGCGGACUGAGGGGGGCCGUGAUCGACCUGUGCGUGGAAAGGGGGGAUCAGGGGCUGUUGUGCACCGUGGAUCAAAUAGCAGUAGACGCCGGCCUGGUCCCGACCUUCCACGUGACCCUGGUUCUGAGGCUCGAGUCCGGAGGACUGUGGCGCAGGGUGCAGAAGCUCUUCAAAGGCGGAAAGCCUCCGUCUGCAACGUCUCCGAGGCACCACAAAACCCUGAGGCUGAGCAGGAGUUUCAGGGCCAUCAAGAGGAAACUGUACAGCUCAGGAGCGCUGCUGGUGGAAGAAUGCUGCUAAGCCAAGAGCCCCAAUGUGCCUUUCUAGACACACUGAACUGUUUUUAAUCAACUUUUGCUGCAGAUUCACCUAAAAAACAAACAAAAAAAAAACUUUAAUUGCACUGACAUCAAGGUCCUAAAACAGUUGUAAUAUGUGGUAAAUCGAAGGCCCAAACUAUCUCAUGGCAGCUACUCACCUGAUUGCAGGUGUCUGAACACCAGUCCUUUUUCUUUUAUAUGAAUCCACAUUCAUAUAAUUCAUAUAAUUUCCACUUUUUAAAGGGAAUGUAUGUACUACUAGUAUUACAUAUUACCUGCCUGAAACUGUUUUGUAUCUUAAAGAUUGUGAGAUAAUAAAUUAUUUUCUAUUACUCUG